AUGUCAAUAUCGAAUAGGGAGUCAGAACCGGUAGUGUCAAACGAUGCUUCAGCUCAACUUGACAUGAUGCAGGCGAAUUUGGAAAGAAUGGAUGUAUCUGAUGUGGGCUCAAAUAAGGAGGUUGUGGCUAGGUUAGCAAGGGAAAGUAAAGCCUGGAUGGGGCCAGAAGAGGCUAUUGAUGAGAGUUUUUCGGAGGAGCUUGAUGCAUUUCAGAGUGCUAGUGACAGGCCGCAGCAGUUAAGAGCAGUGGUAGAAAAUUCUUCUGACCCUUAUAGAAGGCAGGCAAUGUUUGGUUUAAACUUUGCAUAUAUUGGAACCUUGGACAAAAAAGCCCCAACUUAUGUCGUAAGAGUAGCAGACGAAGAUGAUGCUUCGGAUUCAAUAUCUGAGCUUUUAGGAAGUAAGCGUGAAAAAGCUAAGUUAGUAGUGCAGCAUUUUACAAAAGUUAAGAAGCCGAGAUCAGCUUAUCACCCUCGUUCUGAGCAGUCCCAAACCCAGGCCCCUAUCUUUCAUUUGAGCAGCAGAGGUCAGCACCUGCAAUAUGUUAGUUCGAAUAUUGGUCUGUCAUCUCCAAUAUGGCAACAAUCUUAUUUGCCAGCAUCCGCCUGGUCUAAGAAAG
Racocetra fulgida is the source of this 619-nucleotide messenger RNA. Lineage: Eukaryota; Fungi; Glomeromycota; Glomeromycetes; Diversisporales; Gigasporaceae. The record is from the annotation of a GenBank genome assembly.